This is a messenger RNA of Spea bombifrons (plains spadefoot toad), 3123 nucleotides long. It is a transcript of the gene WFIKKN2, whose product is annotated as WAP, follistatin/kazal, immunoglobulin, kunitz and netrin domain containing 2. The record is from RefSeq and is a predicted model, not a curated record. Bases 67 to 3090 code for a protein of 1007 amino acids. The transcript has 13 exons. Gene Ontology annotation, molecular function: protein binding; mRNA binding; serine-type endopeptidase inhibitor activity. Lineage: Eukaryota; Metazoa; Chordata; Amphibia; Anura; Pelobatidae. Gene Ontology annotation, biological process: mRNA splice site recognition. Gene Ontology annotation, cellular component: U1 snRNP; extracellular region.
GCGUGUUGGGGCGCCAUUUUGUUUUUUUGCCGAAGCCUUGUGGCGGAGCUGUGUCCCGGGAGCACCAUGUUGUCGGCGGCGCAGCUACUUGAUGAGUUGAUGGGAAGGGACAGGAACCUGGCCCCGGACGAAAAGCGGUGUAACGUGCGCUGGGAUGACGAGUCGGUGUGCAAAUACUACCUGUGUGAGUUCUGUCCUGCGGAGUUAUUCACCAACACGCGCUCCGAUCUCGGGCCUUGUGAAAAAAUCCACGAUGAAAACCUUCGCAAGCAGUAUGAGAAAAGUUCUCGCUACUUGAAGGUCGGCUACGAAAGAGACUUCCUGCGCUAUUUACAAAGCCUGCUGGCGGAGGUGGAGCGGAGGAUCAGACGAGGCCAUGCGCGGCUCGCGCUGUCGCAGAAUCAGCAGGCGUCUGGCUCCGUCGGACCGAGCGGGAAGAACGAGGAGAAAGUCCAAGUGCUGACCGAUAAAAUCGACGUUCUGUUACAGCAGAUUGAGGAGCUCGGUUCUGAAGGGAAGGUCGAAGAAGCCCAGGGGAUGAUGAAACUCGUGGAACAGCUAAAAGAAGAACGAGAGAUGCUGAAGUCUACAACAUCGACCAUCGAGAGCUUUGCAGCCCAGGAGAAGCAGAUGGAGGUGUGCGAAGUCUGUGGUGCCUUUUUAAUUGUUGGCGAUGCCCAGUCCAGAGUCGAUGACCAUCUUAUGGGGAAGCAGCACAUGGGUUACGCCAAGAUAAAGAGCACCGUCGAAGAGUUAAAGGAGAAACUGAGUAAAAAAGACGACCCCGAUAGAGAGGAAAGGCUAAAGAAAGAAAAGGAUGAGAAGGACCGUGAAAAAGAGAGAGAGCGCGAGCGAGAGGAAAAAGAGAAGAAACGCCGGCGAGAGGAAGAAGAGCGAGAAAAGGAGAGGCACAGAGAGAGAGAUAAGCGCAAAAGGAGUCGAUCGCGGAGCCGAACAUCAGACAGGAGGGGCAGCCGCUCGCGGGACCACAAGAGAUCAAGAAGCAGAGACCGAAAACGAAGCAGAAGUAGAGACCGCCAAAGGAGCAGAAGUCGCAACAGAACAGAGCGUUCAGAACGCAAACAUAGAUCCCGCAGCCGGGAGAAGAGGAGAUCGAAGAGCAGAGAACGCAGAUCCUAUAAACAUAAAAGCAAAGAGAGAGAGCGGGACAGGAAGUCCAGGGAAAAGGAAAAGCGCAGCUCGGACGACAAGAAGAGCAGGAAAUCGAGAAGUCGGGAAAGGCAGAAUGAAUCCCGCAAAACCGAAUCUAAGGAAAUGGCACCACCAGUCGAGGUCAAUGGGGCCAGUGAAGGCAGUAAAUCUGAAGGUGACACUCAGUCCAAUGUCUUUUUGAUAGCUAGUAUCGGUUCAGAAAAUUGGGAAAUGUUGUGGGCAUUCUUCCAUAUGUGGGUGUGGAUGUUGGCCAGGAAGAUGGCCGUGCUUAUUUUUUUUAACGCUCCGUUACAAAUCGAUACGUUACCCCAGAUGCGCUAUUCGCACGCCGGUAUCUGCCCCAACGACAUGAACCCAAACCUGUGGGUGGACGCGCAGAGUACCUGCAAGAGGGAGUGUGAAGCCGACCAGGAGUGUGAAGGAUUUGAGAAAUGCUGCCCUAACGUUUGCGGAACGAAGAGCUGCGUAGCCGCGAGAUACAUGGACGUCAAAGGAAAGAAAGGCCCCGUUGGCAUGCCGAAAGAGGCCACGUGUGACCUCUUCAUGUGCAUGCAGCAGGGCUCCGAGUGCGAUAUCUGGGACGGGCAGCCCAUCUGUAAAUGCAGAGACCGGUGCGAGAAGGAGCCCAGCUUCACGUGUGCGUCGGACGGCCUUACCUACUACAAUAAAUGCUUCAUGGACGCCGAGGCUUGCAGCAAAGGCAUUACGCUGGCUGUUGUCACCUGCAAAUAUCAUCUAAGUUGGCCCAACACUAGCCCGGUUCCUUCGGGGACGACUUCCAACCCAACCGUCGCCGCGCCGGAAACUAGCGUCACAAACCUUAUCCCCCCUACGCUGGUGAACAACCCCACUCAUAAAUCGGUUAACGUGGGGGACACGGUGAGCUUUCAUUGUGACGUAACCGGGAAACCCAAACCCGAAAUAACCUGGGAGAAGCAAGUCGAAGGCAAGGAGAACGUCGUCAUGAGGCCGAACCACGUCGUCGCUAACAUCGUGGUUACCAACAUCGCCCAAUUAGUCAUAUACAACACCCAAAUGCCAGAUGCCGGGAUAUACACGUGCACCGCCAGAAAUAAAGGGGGCUUGAUCAAGGUCAACUUCCCCCUGUCUGUGAAGGAACCUCAAAUGAAAGAAAAAAGCCACAACAAAACCUUUUUCCCAACAGACGAGUGUCUCAAGCCCCCCGACAGCGAAGACUGCGGAGAAGAACAAACGAGAUGGUACUUCGACGCCAAGAAAAACAAUUGUUUUAUAUUUAUAUACGGGAAUUGCAAUAGCAACCUGAACCACUUUGAGACGUACGAAACGUGCAUGUUGACGUGCAUGAAUGGCCCCGUCAACAUCUGUAAUUUUCCAGCGUUGCAAGGCGCGUGCAAAGCGUACGAGCCCAGGUGGGCCUACAACAAAUUGACCAAUCAAUGCCAGUCCUUCAUCUAUGGCGGAUGCGGCGGGAAUGAAAACAACUUCGAAAGUAAAGAAAUUUGCGAGGACAUGUGUCCUUUCCCCAAGAACCAAAAGUGCAAGGUGUGCAAACCCCGGCAGAAGCUGGUAACAAGCUUCUGCAGGAGCGAAUUUGCCAUACUGGGUCGGAUAACGGAGCUCACAGAAGAGCACAACUCGGGACACGCGCUGGUCAACGUCGAGGAAAUUCUCAAAGACGAGAAAAUGGGACUUAAAUUCCUAGGGAAAGAGCCCAUCGAAAUCACCCUGCUCAACAUGGACUGGAGCUGCCCCUGCCCCAACAUCACGUCGGUCAACAGUCAGCUCAUCAUCAUGGGCGACGUGCACAACGGAAUGGCGGUGCUGCAACCUCAUAGCUUUGUCGGGGCUUCCAGCGUUCGCCGCGUCAGGAAGCUCCGGGAAGUUAUUCAUAAUAAAACAUGCGACCUGCUCAAAGAAAUCCUAGGACAGCAGUAGGAUAGAGUCGCGCGUACAACGCUAGUGAAAACA